This is a messenger RNA of Aspergillus chevalieri, 2295 nucleotides long. It is a transcript of the gene culA, whose product is annotated as cullin culA. NCBI's taxonomy places the organism in Eukaryota, Fungi, Ascomycota, Eurotiomycetes, Eurotiales, Aspergillaceae. Gene Ontology annotation, cellular component: SCF ubiquitin ligase complex. The transcript has 6 exons. Gene Ontology annotation, biological process: SCF-dependent proteasomal ubiquitin-dependent protein catabolic process; protein ubiquitination. Bases 1 to 2295 code for a protein of 764 amino acids. The record is from RefSeq and is a predicted model, not a curated record. Gene Ontology annotation, molecular function: ubiquitin protein ligase binding.
AUGCCUGCGUUAAUGCCUCAAACGCCUCACAAGGAUGACGUUGAUGAAACAUGGACAUUCUUGGAGAAGGGGAUCAAUAGUGUCAUGCUGAACUUGGAUCAAGGGGUGGAUAUGAAGACUUACAUGGCAUUAUACACUGCCGUCCAUGAUUUUUGCACAUCACAAAAAGCAGUUAGCAGUGGUCAGGGUCUACAAGCACACCGUGGCGCCCAUCUUCUGGGCGAGGAGCUGUAUAGGCUAUUAGGGGAGUACCUCUCGCGUCAUCUCGACGCGGUUUACAAAGAGUCCGAGAGCCAUGCCGAAGAAGCCCUACUGGUAUUUUACAUCCGCGAGUGGGACCGCUACACAACAGCCGCCAAGUACAUCAACCAUCUCUUCCGGUACCUCAACCGUCACUGGGUGAAGCGAGAGAUUGAUGAGGGCAAGAAGAAUGUGUACGAUGUAUACACCUUGCACCUUGUCAAGUGGAAGGAUGACUUCUUCUUGAAGGUCCACGCAAAGGUCAUGGAGGCUGUGUUAAACUUGAUCGAGAAGCAACGAAAUGGCGAAACGAUCGAACAAUCGCAGAUCAAAAGUAUCGUCGACUCAUUCGUCUCGCUCGGUUUGGAUGAGAAUGAUAGCACCAAGUCGACUCUGGAAGUCUACCGGUUCUACUUCGAGAAGCCGUUUAUCGCUGCUACGAGAGUCUACUACGAGAAUGAGUCGCGUCAGUUCGUUGCGGAGAACAGCGUGGUUGAAUACAUGAAGAAAGCGGAAGCUCGUCUUGAUGAAGAAAAGGCACGCGUUGGUCUAUACUUGCACCCUGACAUUACGAAACACCUCACCGACACCUGUCUGGAAGUCCUUGUCACAGCCCACUCAGACCUAUUGCGGGAUGAGUUCCAGGUCCUUAUGGACAACGAGCGUCAGGAUGAUCUGGCUCGGAUGUAUCGACUCUUGUCGCGGAUAAAAGAUGGAUUGGAUCCCCUGCGGACCAAGUUCGAGACUCACGUGCGGAAAGCCGGUUUGGCUGCAGUGGAAAAGGUUGCUGCGGACGGCGAGAACUUCGAGCCCAAGAUGUACGUUGAUGCGCUGCUACAGGUACACACCAGAUACCAGAAUCUGGUUAACGAAGCAUUCAACGGUGAAUCUGAGUUCGUUCGGUCCUUGGAUAAUGCCUGCCGGGAGUUUGUCAAUCGGAACAAGGUCUGCAAAGCCAGUUCGACAAAGUCACCAGAAUUGUUGGCUCGUUACACCGAUUCAUUACUUAAGAAAGGGUCGAAGGCAACGGAGGAAUCCGAGCUGGAGGAGAUGCUGGUGCAAAUCAUGACUGUCUUCAAAUAUAUCGAAGACAAAGAUGUUUUCCAGAAAUUCUAUUCCAAGAUGCUCGCUAAGCGUCUGGUGCAUGUCAGUUCGGUGUCUGAUGACGCGGAAACUAGCAUGAUCAGCAAGCUUAAGGAAGCCUGUGGUUUCGAAUAUACCAAUAAGCUGCAGCGCAUGUUCCAGGAUAUUCAGAUCUCCAAGGAUCUUAAUGCUAGCUACAAGGACUGGCAGGACAAGGUCCUUGACGACGACGACCGUAAGAAGCUGGUGGACUCUCAUUUCCAGAUUCUGGGAACCGGUUUCUGGCCACUUAAUCCGCCAUCGACGGAUUUCCUCGCGCCACCGGAGAUCGUCAAAACCGCCGAGCGGUUCCAGAACUUCUACUUUGACAAGCAUAGUGGUCGGAAGCUGACUUGGCUUUGGCAACUCUGCAAAGGCGAGAUCAAAGCCAACUACAUCAAGAAUGCCAAGGUGCCAUACACCUUCCAGGUGUCGACAUACCAGAUGGGCAUUCUCUUGCUCUUCAACGAGAAUGACACUCUGAAAUAUGAGGACAUUCAGAACUCUACUUCCCUUGCACCUGACAUGCUCCAACCUAAUCUUAGUAUCCUCCUGAAAGCCAAAGUUCUCCUUGCCAGCCCCGAAGGAUCCAAACCGGGCCCGGGGACAUCCUUUUCCUUGAACCACAACUUCAAGAACAAGAAGAUCAAGGUCAACCUGAACAUUCAGAUCAAAUCGGAGCAGAAGACCGAGUCGGACGAUACGCACAAGACAGUCGAGGAGGAUCGGAAGCUGUUGCUUCAGUCUGCGAUUGUCCGUAUCAUGAAGUCGCGCAAGAAGAUGAAGCACGUGCAACUCGUCCAAGAAGUAAUUCAGCAGGUCAAGGCCCGCUUCCCGCCCAAGAUCCCGGAUAUCAAGAAAAACAUCGAGGCUCUUAUGGAGAAAGAUUAUAUCGAGCGUCUGGAAGGCGACGAGAUCUCGUACAUCGCUUGA